CUCGAUGACACCCAGAAAGAAGCUGGAGGGUCUGGUCGCUGCCACAGUCACCCCAAUGACUCCUGAUGGACAAAUCAACCUUUCAGUGAUUCACCAGUAUGUGGAUUACCUGGUAAGCGAGCAGAAUGUGAAGAACAUCUUUGUGAAUGGCACCACAGGAGAAGGCCUGUCCCUUAGCAUCCAGGAGAGGAAGCAGUUGGCAGAAGAAUGGAUGUGCCAAGGGAAAGACAAGCUGGAUCAUGUGAUAAUUCACGUGGGAGCUUUAAGUCUACUGGAGUCCCAAGAACUGGCCAGACAUGCAGCAGCCAUAGAUGCCAGUGGUAUUGCAGUAAUAGCUCCCUCCUUCUUCAAACCCAGAAACAAAGAUGAACUCCUUGGUUUCUUACAGAAAGUUGCAUCCGAAGCCCCUACAGUUCCGUUUUAUUACUACCACAUUCCAGCUCUGACGGGUGUAAAGAUUCGUGUUGAGGAGUUGCUGGAUGGAAUAAGAGAGCAGAUCCCCACCUUCCAGGGUGUGAAGUUCAGUGACACAGACCUCUUGGACCUUGCACAGUGUAUAAACAAGAAUGAGAGAGAACAGUUCGUGUUUCUCUAUGGAGUAGAUGAGCAACUGUUGAGUGCACUGGCAAUAGGGACAAAUGGAGCUGUUGGAAGUACCUACAACUACCUAGGUAGGAAAACCAACCUGAUGUUACAAGCUUUUGCAAAGCCAGAUCUUGCAUUAGCACAGAAGUACCAGUUUCUCAUGGGGGAAUUUCUCAGUUUUGUCAUCAAACUAGGUUUUGGUGUUGCACAGACAAAAGCUGUAAUGACUUUUGUUUCUGGCAUCCCCAUGGGACCUCCACGGCUUCCGCUUGUUAGUGCCUCUGAGGAAUUCAUUGCCAAGGCCAAAGCCAAGCUGGAGAGCAUUGUGUGGCCUGAUGGUGACUGACUUCACUCCCACGUCGGUGUGCAGGGGCUCCUUUUCUGGGAUUCACCGUCACUUGGCAUGCUCCUCAUGCAAUGGGCUGGUUUGGCUGUGAUCUCCUUCAGGAAAAUGAAAGUUAUCGGCGUGGAAGGGCUGGCACACA
This is a messenger RNA of Meleagris gallopavo (turkey), 1070 nucleotides long. NCBI's taxonomy places the organism in Eukaryota, Metazoa, Chordata, Aves, Galliformes, Phasianidae. The record is from RefSeq and is a predicted model, not a curated record.